This is a messenger RNA of Closterium sp. Naga37s-1, 642 nucleotides long. Lineage: Eukaryota; Viridiplantae; Streptophyta; Zygnematophyceae; Desmidiales; Closteriaceae. The record is from the annotation of a GenBank genome assembly.
AUGGCGCCAGUCACAUCCGCAAGCACGCAGCCCUGGGUGGAGAAGUAUCGCCCAAAGCAGGUGUCUGACGUGGCACACCAGCAGGAGGUGGUGGCGACGCUCAAGAACACACUGGCCACUGGCAAUCUGCCCCAUCUGCUCUUCUACGGUCCACCUGGCACAGGCAAGACGUCCACCGCGCUGGCCAUCACCAAGGAGCUCUUUGGACCCGAGCUCUACCCCUCGCGGGUGUUGGAGCUGAACGCGAGUGACGACAGGGGCAUCAGUGUGGUGCGCACCAAGAUCAAGGACUUUGCUGGCGUGGCUGUGGGACAUGGGGUCAGAACGAGAGAGAAGGUAUCAUGUGUGGUGCGCACCGAGAUCAAGGACUUUGCUGGCGUUGCCGUGGGGCAUGGGGUCAGCGGCUACCCCUGCCCACCGUUCAAGGUGAUCAUUCUGGACGAGGCAGACUCCAUGACUGAGGAUGCGCAGGUGAGGCAGGGAGCAAGCGGAGGGAAUGGGGGGAAGGGACGGGGGAAUGGAGGGGUGGAUGCGAGCAGGGGAGGAGAGGGGGAGGGGGGGGGGGGGGGGGGGGGGGUGGGGAACGGGGAAUGGAGUGGGGAAAAUGAGGGGGAGGGGGGAGGAGAAGAGGAGAGCAAGUGA